UCUCUGUCCAAACACCAAAUCUCACGGUCGGUCGGUCAUUGAAGAUCUCUUUCUGUUCGCCUUUUAACCUAUCAUCGGAUUUGAUUCCCUUAGCCGUCCGACUUCUUGGACGAAACUACUCCUUAAUAACAGUAGUCACUCUUUUAUUUUACUCAUUUUGCCCUUUUCGUUUCUUUAAAACCCCCGACAAUGAGCGCACUGACGAAAACACUCGCCCUCAGAGUCUCCAGGGCUAGUUCCGUCACAGGAAAAGAACAGAGAUAUUUAACCAGUGGCAAUUCCGUCAGAGUAAAAUUGCCUAACGUCUCUGUUAAACUUCAACGGAUCUGCGCGUCCACGGGAGGACGAGACUCAGGCCAGAAUUGGAGUGAGUCAGAGAGAGAUCAAGUGAGUUCACCGGAGGACAUGGCGGCUCAUGAUCAAAACGGCGAAGACGAUCGUAUCGCUGGAAUUUCAUCUGUCAUUCGCGUGAUCCGCGACUUCCCUAAACCUGGGAUUCUGUUUCAGGAUAUAACGACGCUGCUUCUUAAUCACAAGGCUUUCAAGGACACUAUUGAUCUGUUUGUUGAGAGGUAUAAAGACAAAGAUAUCAGUGUUGUUGCAGGUAUUGAGGCAAGGGGUUUCAUAUUUGGCCCUCCCAUUGCAUUGGCUAUUGGGGCAAAAUUUGUCCCUAUAAGAAAGCCCAAGAAGUUGCCUGGUGAGGUUAUUACGGAAGAGUACUCUUUGGAGUAUGGAACAGACAAAAUGGAGAUGCAUGUAGGAGCUGUACAAGAAGGGGAACAUGCACUUAUAGUGGAUGAUCUCAUUGCAACUGGGGGCACCUUAUCUGCUGCAAUCAGGCUACUUGAGCGUGUUGGGGUGCAUGUGGUCGAGUGUGCUUGUGUUAUUGAACUGCCGGAAUUGAAGGGUCGGGACCGGUUAGGAGACAAGCCGUUGUUUGUUCUUGUCAGCUGAACUUGAUCUUGGAUUCUGUCUUGGAGCUGGAUGUUGUAAUUUGAUUUGUAAUUCACCGAUAUUUUCUUAAAGCUGGAUAAACUUUUGUGAGACAAUUUGACAGAAUGGAAAAGAUUCUUAUUUGGUAAUAAUGGAUAUUGUUUUGCCUUUGAUUGGUUGAUUGAAACUAG
This is a messenger RNA of Ilex paraguariensis (yerba mate), 1124 nucleotides long. Lineage: Eukaryota; Viridiplantae; Streptophyta; Magnoliopsida; Aquifoliales; Aquifoliaceae. The record is from the annotation of a GenBank genome assembly.